Oryza sativa Japonica Group (Japanese rice) is the source of this 2018-nucleotide messenger RNA. RefSeq names its product la-related protein 6B. The record is from RefSeq and is a predicted model, not a curated record. Lineage: Eukaryota; Viridiplantae; Streptophyta; Magnoliopsida; Poales; Poaceae. Gene Ontology annotation, cellular component: nucleus. Gene Ontology annotation, molecular function: mRNA binding. Gene Ontology annotation, biological process: RNA processing.
CUAGAUUUUUGAGAGCUCCCCUUCUCCGCCACCGCAAGCUCUCCCCUGUACCCACCCACCGCCACCGCGGCUACUACCCCGCCGCCGCUAUCGCCGCCGCCAUCACGAGCUACUAGUAGCUACCGGGCUAUCGCCGCCGCUUGCCCUGAUGCCGCAGCAGGAGGUCGCCGACCAGAUCGCCGCCGCGGCGGCGGAGCGGGGCCUGCAGAGGAGCGGCUCGGCCAGCCGCCUCAACGCGGGGGCGCCGGAGUUCGUGCCGCGGGUCGCCGCCCCCGUGGUGCCGCCGCCGCCGCCGGUGAUCCGCGUGUUCGCCGCGGCGCCUCCCCCGCCGCGGGCGGCCUUCUUCGCGCCGCCGCCGCCGCAUCACCGGCCGUACGAGUACUACGCGCCUGUGAGGGGCGGUCAGUUCGCCGCCGCCGCCGCCGCCGAGGAGCAGGAGGCGGAAGUGGACCCGGAUGCGACGGAGGCGGCGGAGCCACUGGUCGACGGGUUCCCCGACGAGGUGGUGCACAAGAUUACCAAGCAGGUGGAGUACUAUUUCAGUGAUAUAAACCUAGCAACAACAGAACACUUGAUGAGAUUUAUUACCAAGGACCCUGAGGGAUAUGUGCCAAUAACAGUAAUUGCCGGCUUCAAUAAAAUAAAAGCUUUAGUGCAUAAUAAUUCAAUGCUUGCCGCCGCUCUUCGAACCUCAUCAAAACUUGUUGUAAGUGAUGAUGGAAAAAGAGUAAAGAGGCUGCAGUCAUUUACUGUAUCUGAUAUGCAGGACCUGCAGUCCCGAAUAGUUGUUGCAGAAAAUCUUCCUGGUGAUCCCUGUUAUCAGAAUCUUAUGAAGAUCUUUUCAACUGUUGGCAGUGUGAAGACCAUUCGAACCUGUUAUCCUCAAUCUUCAAAUGGCAAUAGUCCUGCUACUAAUAGAUCUGCCAAGCUAGAUAUGCUGUUUGCCAACAAGCUGCAUGCUUUUGUGGAGUAUGAGACCCUUGAAGAUGCUGAGAAAGCGAUUCUGGAGCUUAAUGAUGAGAAGAACUGGAGAAAUGGGCUUAGAGUUAGGUUAUUGAAUACUUGCAUGACAAAGGGGGCAGGCAAAGGGAAAAAGGGAGUGCAUGAAGCUGAUGGAAAUGGCGAGGAGGAUGUCUCCACUUCAAACCAAUCAAAUGAGAAGCAACUCGAAGAACCCUCUCAAUUGUCAGAUAUGUUGCCAGAUCACUUGUUUGAUGACAGUUCCAAUGAUAAGGAAGGUCCAAGACGUGGCAGAGGUCGUGGACGUGGUGGCAGAGGGCGAGGGCGUGGCUACCAUCAGCAUAACAACAACCAUUUCAACAACCAGAACUACCACAACGGUCAGCACCACAAUCACCACGCCAACAACCACCACCACCAAGGUGGCAACCGUGGUGGCGCUCAUCAUGUUGGGACUCCGCCCAAUCAACAGCAAACCAAGCCUGAGCAGCACCCGCAGCUGCCAAUUGGAGCCACCAAGCAGCCUCCCGGCCCUCGCAUGCCAGAUGGCACGCGGGGUUUCACCUUGGGCAGAGGGAAGCCGCAACCGUUUCUACCGGUUCUGUGUGCAGCCGUCGAGCCUUGAACCCUAUUCAUCGUCACGAUAGGGUAUGCGGCGGCGAGUGCUGGUGUUGAUAGAGAUGGUUGGAGGUCUUCUCUUUUCGGAACAUGGUUUACUUGAUUUUGAUGGGUGUGUGCCUAGGCCAAGUGUUUUGGAACCGUCUGUUAUGGUAUUGUCAUGUGUUUUGAAGCCAAACAUUGUUGUUCUGGUUGGUACAGACUUGGUGAGUUGCAUGGUUAAGUUGGCUACCACUACUACCAUUUUGGACCCAAGUUAUAUAUGGGGAAGGGUGUAAGACAUUAUUCAUGAAAAAUGUUACAAAAAAAAAACAUAGAAAAACAUGGAGAUGCUCGUCUUAGUUCUUGAUAGGUCUUCAGGAAAUUGGGUCAUUUUGACAGAAGGGUGCUCAACAGAUUGGAUUGGAUGACCGAAUAUAUUUUCACCUGCUGCUUGCCUA